Molecule: messenger RNA, 4024 nt
Organism: Prinia subflava (tawny-flanked prinia)
Lineage: Eukaryota; Metazoa; Chordata; Aves; Passeriformes; Cisticolidae
Gene: SHCBP1
Product: SHC binding and spindle associated 1
Exons: 13
Coding region: 446-2470 (674 amino acids)
Biological process (GO): fibroblast growth factor receptor signaling pathway
Source: RefSeq, a predicted model, not a curated record
UGUUUGUUUGUUUUUUCUUUUUUUUUUUUUUCUUUCUUGGUGCGGGUGCUGAUUGUUGGCUGCUUUUACAUUUUGUGCGGCUUGGCCUCUCCUUCUCUCCGGGCGCGGUGCAUCCGCUGUCGGCAGGGCCGGCAGCGGUUCGUGGGUUGGAUUGGGUUUGGUUAGGUUAGGUUUGGUUUGGUUAGGUUGGGUUUGGUUAGGUUGGGUUUGGUUAGUUUUGGUUAGGUUAGGUUGGGUUGUGCCGGGGCGCGGCUCCAGCCGCUGCCGCCCUGCUCCAGAGCGGGCCCCGCCCCUCACGGGCCGGCAGCGGCUGCUGAGGGCCCCGCGCGCCAACGGCCGCCGCUGGCGACAGCCAAUCAGAGCGGGGCGCUGCGGGGCGUGAGCCAAUGAGAGCGCGGCGCGGCGCACGGCGGCCGCCCGGGCGGUUUGAAGGCGAGCGGGCGGAAUGGCGGAGCUGCGGCCGCCGGGACCGCGGGGGGACGGCCACGACUCGCCCGCCGCCGGCGCCGACCCGCGGGACCGCGCCGAGCGGGCCGAGGAGGUGCAACAGGAAGAUGCCGAGAGCGACUGGAGUGCUGACUCCUGGAGUGACUACGGCAGUCGUGACAAACCAGGGACUACUCUGGGCAGGACUGUGCCUGACGGGAACGUGAUUUUUCCGGAUAUUUUUCACACCGAUCACCUUCUGUUUUAUGAGCGAUUCAGAGCUUACCAGGAUUAUAUCUUUGCUGACUGCAAAGCUUCUGAGGUGAAGCGGUUCAUAGCUGAGUACCUGGAGAAGGUCCUUGAGCCCUCUGGCUGGCAGGCAAUCUGGCGCACUGGUGUGUUCGAGGUGCUUGUUGGGGUGGUUGAUGUGAAUUUCCAGGCCCUGAAGGCAGUUGUGCAGCUCAGUGAGCCGUUCCUGUGCGAGUUCCAGGACAGCAGCUUUACCCCGGAGUCCAUGCGGGAGCUCCUGGAGCUGAAGGAACAUCAGGUCCUGCUGCAGGAGCUGUGGGUUGUGUAUGAUGAGUCAGGAGAGUUUGACCAGACAGCACUAGCCAUAGAGCAUGUCAGGUUCUUCUACCGGUGCAUCUGGAGGACCUGGGAUGAGGAGGAGGAGGAUGAAUUUGAUUACUUUGUGCGAUGUGUUGAGCCUCGACUGAGACUGCACUACGACAUCCUGGAGCACCGCGUGCCCUCGGGGCUGGUAAUUGAUUACCAGAACUACUUGUCUCAGUGUGAAGAGCUUUAUGAGAAGUUUUUAAAUGUGAGGAACAGCAUAUCAAGCAAUGAUUCGGACUCAGAAGCAGAGAACGUUUCCAUGGUGGAAGGACUAAAAUUGUAUGACCAAGUGGAGCACUUAAAACAAAAGCUGAAACUAAUUGAGAAUCCUCUGCUGAGGUACGUGUUUGGUUACCAAAAAUAUGGCAGCCUCCAGGCUAAAGGACUGAGACCAACGGGUGCCAAGGUCAUCCAUGUUGUGCCCUGGACCAUGACAGCAAAUCUGCUCCAGCUGUUGGCAAGGGACAAACUUUGCCCAGAACCUUGUGAAGACUUAGAAAUACAGUUUCACUGUGACCCACUGGCCGCUGUAAAUGCCUGUUAUGAAGGAGACAGAGUCAUCAUCUGCCCUGGCCAUUAUUUUGUCGAUGGCAUGUUCUCCAUUGCUGAUUCAAUAGAGCUAGAAGGCUAUGGCCUGCCAGAUGAUGUCGUGAUAGAAAAACAAGGCAAAGGAGACAACUUCUUUGACUGUACAGGAGCCAAUGUAAAGAUCUCCAAUUUGAAGUUAGUGCAGCAUGAUGCUGUGGAGGGGAUUCUAAAUGUCCAUCAUGGGAAAACCACACUGGAGAAUUGUGUGUUACAGUGUGAAACCACUGGAAUAACAGUGAGGACAUCAGCUGAGCUACUGAUGAGAAACUCAGAUCUCUAUGGGGCAAAGGGUGCUGGUGUGGAAAUCUAUCCAGGAAGCGCGUGCACCCUGCUGCAGAACGGGAUCCACCACUGCAAGGAGGGAAUACUGGUCAAGAACUUCUUAGAUGAGGAUUAUGAGGUUCCCAAGAUAACCAUGAUUAAUAAUAUUAUCCACAAUAAUGAAGGCUAUGGUGUGGUCCUGGUUAGACCAGCGAUACCCUCUGAAAUGAAGGAUGCUUCAGCACAGGAAACAAAAGGGAACACACAACCUACCCAGGCAGAUGAUGAGACAGCCUGUGCAGAGGGCUCCAGGCAAGAGCAACCUGGAUGUGUAACUGAUGAGUUGGAGCUUUAUAAGCAAGCUGAGACUUCUUAUGAACAAACUGAAAACAACUCUGAAAUUGCAAAUGUACUCGGGGCUACUUCUGCAAAGAAGAGGCAGACACACAAGAAAAGACUGAGUGAACUGGGAUUUACAGAAGCUGAUGACAACUUAAUGUCACAGGAAAUGUUUGUCUCUGUUGAGGGCAAUCAGUUCAAAUGGAAUGGGAAAGGAAGUUUUGGUAUCUUUUUUUUCUGACCUGACUCUUGCUGGCAUUGCAGUAGGAUUUGUGCAGUUAUUGAUUAGGUCACGUGCCAAGAGUUGUGCUGUGGUGUUAUGUUUUUAUUACCCAGGUGUAAUCCCUAUUAAAGGACUAUGGCUAAAAACGCACUUGAUUCUUCUGUCUCAUCUUCCCCAUGCUUUUAAAUCUGCUGGGUGAGCUGCCUUUGAGAUGCACAGGCAGCACUUCUUUCUCUUGCACUUCAUUUUUAGCCUGGCUGGGCUCUCGACAAUGUCUUGUCUCUGUUUUUAAAAUCAGCUUUAUCACCAAGGCGGGGGAGAAUAGGUCAGAGUGGCCCAGAGUGGGUCUGGCCCCACGUCCCUGCUCCAGCAGGGUCAUCCCACAGCUUGUGACCCAGGAUUGUGUCCAGACAGUUCUGGAAUGUCCCCAGUGAGGGAGACUCACACUCUCCAUGUCAGCCUGUUCAGUUCUGAGUCACUGCACUGCAAAGCUCCUGCUCGUGUUCAGGUGGAACUUCCUGGGCAUCAGUUCCUGCUCCAUACCCUCAGCAACCCUCACUGUAUAAAUAAACCACAGCACCUGACAAAGGUGGGGGAGUUAGGAGGAGAAAUCCCCCUCAGCUCUGGCGCUGCAAUAAACAAACACCUGCUCUGUGGGGAUUUCUUUCCAGCCUGGCUUUUGGGCCCCUCACACCUACAGCUUUUGUACUGUGCUACCCCUUUCUUCUUUGAGUUCCCAAAGUCUGCCUUAUGCUGAUGGUGACACAGAAGGCAAGAUGUAAGACAAGCAGAGAAAGAAUAAGGUUUUACAGCAUUAGAUCUUGAAUUACAAAGCAGCCUGGGAGAGCGUGCUGUCCUUCCCCUGCUUCUGGGUGUUCUGUUUUGAGUGCAGACAGGACUCCUGAUUACAUCUGUCUUUUUAGGUACAGAAGAAUCUCUUCCUUUUUUGACUUGUUUGAUAUAUAGGGCGAAACAGCAGAAACCUUUUGGCCUUAAGAUGGGAUGAUAGGAGGUGUGAAAGCCUUUGUCUUGCAUCUCACCACUUUUCUGGUCUUUGAAGUGAUUCCCUUCUGUUCCCUCAUUUAGUGGAAACAAACUGUAAACCACGACUGCCCGGAGUAUUCCCUGUUCAGAUAUGUCUGUCUUGUGCUCCAUUUCCAUUCGUGGGGGAGGUUUCAUAGAGGAGCAUAUCUUUCUUUUUGGCAUGGUUUCAUAUAGUAAUAGAUUGCUUUUCAGUUGUGACGUUUUGCAUUUUCUUUUGGACAUGAAAUUGUAACAAUUAUAAGCCUGUAAUUGUCUCACAGCAGAUAGAUGCUCGAUGAUUUUAAUUAGAAUAAUUAAAUUCAGAGAGAGCAGCUGAAUUAGCCAGAUUUAAGUUAUUUCAAUGUAUCCAUUUUUUGCAUGGACAUUUCAUUAUGGUAAGUUUUAUUCUGCCUUUUUGGCCAUGUAUACCAGGCUAACUCUUGCUCUUUGCUGAAUAGUAAAGUGAUAUAAUAAAUUAAUCUCUUGGACUUAUAAAAUUGCAAUUUCUUUCAAAUCAAUAAAGAAAUUGCUGAAACCCCCCCACAGAUG